This is a messenger RNA of Chaetura pelagica (chimney swift), 997 nucleotides long. It is a transcript of the gene GGCT, whose product is annotated as gamma-glutamylcyclotransferase. Lineage: Eukaryota; Metazoa; Chordata; Aves; Apodiformes; Apodidae. The record is from RefSeq and is a predicted model, not a curated record. Bases 1 to 525 code for a protein of 174 amino acids. Gene Ontology annotation, molecular function: gamma-glutamylcyclotransferase activity. The transcript has 4 exons.
AUGCGAGUCGUUGUGGCACCAUAUUGUGAGCUGUCCCCUGGGGCCACUGGCAACCCCGUCAGCCCUCAGGGCAACUCCCAGGGUGUCAAGCAGGAUUUUAAGCUCGAGUUUGGCCAUCAUCAAGGCAGGACAAGUUCUGUCUGGCAUGGAGGUACAGCUACCAUUGUUCAGAGCCCUGGAGACGAAGUAUGGGGAAUAGUGUGGAAGAUGAACACUAGCAAUUUAAGUUCACUGGAUAAGCAAGAGGGAGUUGAAGCUGGCGUUUAUGUCCCAAUAGAAGUUAAUGUCCACACUCAAACGGGACAGGUACUGACCUGUCGAAGCUACCAGAUGAAGGACUAUGUCUGUGGUCCCCCAUCUCCUCAGUAUAAAAAGGUUAUCUGCAUGGGUGCAAAACAGAAUGGCCUGCCAACUGACUAUCAACAUAAAUUAGAAGCUAUUGAAACUAAUAACUAUGCAGGGCCAGUGCCAAUCAUGGAAGAGAUUGAAGCAGCUGUUGAGGCAACGAAAAUAAAUUCUUCAUAGAAUACCUCUGCACUUGCUUGGCUGUUCACCUCGACCUAGGUAUCUCUCCUCACUGUGCUGAUCAGCAGUUUAUUUAUCAAGAAAAGAUGUUUGCUGUGUAUCUACAGGAAGCCAUUAGACAUAAUUUGCAGUCUGAAGACAUGCUGACAUUGGUGAUUUUUUAGUAUGUAUAGCUUGAGAACAUGCUGAAGUUUUUGCAGAUUUGGAAAUUAUCUUUUUGUAAUUGUCAUGCAGUGCUGCAAGUAAGUUUGUGCUUCAUGUCCUGCUUAUAGACUUUUUUAAAAUAAGGCCAUCUUGCUGGGUACUGGCAUCUGCUGCCUUCUGAGGAAUAAGGGCUGCAGGAUCAUGCCCUUCAUUUUUAAAUACUGUGUACACAAUUAUCAAUAUUUGUUACAGUGCAAAGUAGGCUCAAAACUCUAAAUGGAGACUAAACUUUUUUCCUCUGCUGCUUCUUUUAAUGGUUUAAACCCCA